AUGAGCCAGGAAUACAAAAAUGGAAAGGGCAAGGCCGGCCCACAAGAGGAAUCGAGUUCGAGCAACGACAGACGAAAGUCAUCGAAUCGGCCUCAAUAUAUGACGGUCGGAUCAGGAUCCACAUCAGAAAGCGCUGCACGUCUGCAGGCGCUCCUAGACAACGACUCAGGGUACGGAGGAAGCAUAGCUGGGGAUACCUUCAAUGGAGCGCCGACUUGGAAUCCAACUCUGACUGAGGAUAGGCCUACGCCCAUGCAUUCCCCUGUGCCGAGGGGCAUGGGAGAAUCGGCAGAUGCAGACAGAAGGGUGCAAGCGAACGCCAUACAUCAAUUAUGGUAUAACCAACACCGAGUCACUCUGGCCAGGUCAAUAAAUCGGGUGGUAGAGUCAUUGAAGUCUCUGCAGGAGAUGAAUGCGUCCUGGCCAGCAACCUAUCCUUCCGUUCAACGUGCCCAAGCAGCACAACCUCGAGCACAAGAUCCACGACCAGGUCUCGUCCAUACACAAACUACAGGUCCUGGUUCUCAAGAAAUAGCACCGCCUCGGCCAGGGCUGGCAAGGCGUUCGCAAACAUUCGGUGCGGAGCCGGCAGACGCAGAAUCAAGCAAAGAAGCAGAACAACGACCAGUGCCCGAACCAAGAUUGAUCACACCACAAAUCGCUCAAGAGUUCUCUAUAUUAAAACUGGACUUGAAGUUGGGGGCUCUACAUCAGACUGAGUUAGUACAUUCGUUGGAGAAGAAUUCGAUAGCUUCAUUAUUGGAUGGAAAGAUCAGUUCAAGUAUCAAGCACUUGCUGAAUCUACGAGAGCGGAUAGAGGACACAUCGAGUAAAGUUCUGGUUACUGGGGAUCUCAACGCUGGGAAGUCAACAUUUUGCAACGCUCUCCUGAGGAGAAAGAUCCUACCCGAAGAUCAGCAACCAUGUACGAGUAUUUUUUGCGAAGUCUUGGAUGCUAGGGAGAAUGGUGGGGUGGAGGAAGUUCAUGCGAUCCACAAAGACAUGACCUACAAUCGACACGAUGAGAGCACAUACGAUGUCUUCACCCUGUUGGACUUGGAGAAGAUUGUCACUGACCACGAGACGUACACGCAGUGUAAAGUCUAUGUCAGGGAUGUUCGCUCAAUCGACGAAUCCCUGCUGAACAACGGUGUUGUGGAUAUCUCCAUUAUCGAUGCGCCAGGAUUGAACCUGGAUACGACCAAAACGACGGCAUUGUUCGCUCGACAGGAAGAAAUUGAUGUUGUUGUAUUCGUUGUUUCAGCUGCAAAUCAUUUCACAAUGACAGCCAAGGAGUUUAUUUGGGCGGCAGCAGCAGAGAAAGCCUACAUUUUCAUUGUUGUCAAUGGAUAUGACAACAUCAAGGAUAAAAACAGGUGCCAAAAGAUGAUUUUGGAGCAGGUCCACGGUCUCAGCCCACGGACAUUUAAAGAGUCUGCUGAACUAGUACAUUUUGUAUCGAGUAACGCUAUUCCAACAGCACCAACGCCACCUGGAGGAAAUGGAGGAGGUGGAAGUGGAAGCUCGAGUGGAGGUGGAGAUGGACCAGAUUUCGACGAUUCGGAUCCGAAAGGCAAAGGAAAGGACAAGGAGAAGAUUCAAGAUUUCGAGGCUCUCGAACAGUCACUGAGACGAUUUGUUCUCGAGAAGCGAGCACGUUCGAAAUUAGCUCCAGCCAAAACUUACUUGCUGAAUGUUCUUGGAGACGUUCAGACGCUUGCCACUGUCAACCAGGAGGUGGCACAAUCAGAGCUCGAUCGAGUGACCAAGGAAUUGAACGACUUGGAACCACUAUUGGAAGCGUCGAAGAAGGCUAAGGCCGAGGUUAGUGACGAUAUUGACAGAACCAUCGAGGCGACUUGUAAAGACAUCUAUGACCACACCAGAUCGACUCUCACAGCCUCGAUAUCGCAAGCAGCUGACGAGGACCUUGGAGUUCCAUACCCUGGUCUUCUCAGUGUCUUCCAGUAUGCCGAUGAUAUCAAAGAAGCCAUGCUCUCCCAGAUCUCCGCCUCUGUCACAAUCUGCGAAGAGCACGCCCGCCAGAAGACCGUGGAAGGUGUGAGUUCCAUCAAACAACUCGGACUCCUACAUCUCGGAGAUGAGUACACAGACCUUAGCUUUCGCAGCGAUGUCAUGUUCCGCCGUAAACGUGACGUUCUAGCCCGCCAAGUUGAGAUUGAGACGGAACUUUGGGACUUCUUCGAUUGGCACACUAUUCUGCAGCGGCAGGAGAAGGUGGCGGGCACAGGGAUGGCUCUUACUGUCGCCACGGCAGUAGGAAGUCGGAUGGUUGGGGGUUUCGGCUGGGUAGAUGGUGCCAUGGGAGCAGUCAAAGUUGUCGGAAAUAAUAACCUGCGUAAACUGAUCAUACCCGGAGUUGUCGCCACAGCCAUUGCAGCAACCUACUACGUCCUUCUUCAGAUCCCUCACUCGCUACCCCAUCGCCUCAGUACCAAGAUCAGCACUCAGCUCGCAGAGAUCGACUACGUACACGCGAACUCGACACGCAUCACCUCCUCCGUCCGCAAAGUCCUUCGUUUCCCAGCCGACAAUCUAAGAGUUGGUCUACAGCGAUCGGUUGAGCAGUUAGGUAGUAAGCGAGAAGAGACUCAGAAAAUCAGGGGCGAGAGUGAGGUCGCGAGGAAGUAUUUCGGAAACCUGGUCAAUGAAACGGGACGCAUCAGGAAUACGGUCGAGGCUGUGGAUUUGGAGGGACCUGCUCCUGGUGUCGCAGCAGGUUUUGAUCCUUGA
This is a messenger RNA of Cadophora gregata, 2754 nucleotides long. RefSeq names its product mitofusin (gene FZO1). Lineage: Eukaryota; Fungi; Ascomycota; Leotiomycetes; Helotiales; Ploettnerulaceae. Gene Ontology annotation, molecular function: GTP binding; GTPase activity. Gene Ontology annotation, cellular component: mitochondrial outer membrane. Bases 1 to 2754 code for a protein of 917 amino acids. The record is from RefSeq and is a predicted model, not a curated record. Gene Ontology annotation, biological process: mitochondrial fusion. The transcript has a single exon.